Molecule: messenger RNA, 2664 nt
Organism: Closterium sp. Naga37s-1
Lineage: Eukaryota; Viridiplantae; Streptophyta; Zygnematophyceae; Desmidiales; Closteriaceae
Source: the annotation of a GenBank genome assembly
AUGGGCCCCGUCGAAGCCCUGUCAAGGGCGCCUCGACGGGUUGCAUCACCACGCUGGGUAGCGCAUCCUCUUCUAAUUACCCCCCCUCCCCCCUUCUCCCCCUCACAACCCCCCCUACUCCCUCUCCACUUGCCUCCCUUCUCCCCCUCAUUUCCCCCCCUUCUCCCCCUAUUUUUCCCCCCUUCUCUCCCUCAUUUUCCCCCCUUCUCUCCCUCAUUUUCCCCCCUUCUCCCUCUCAGUUCUAACCCUUCUCCCCCUCAUUCCCCCCAUUCUUCCCCUCAUUUCCCAGCCUUCUCCUCCUCAUUCCCCCCAUUCUUCCCCCUCAUUCCCCCCCUUUUCUCCCUCAACCCCCCCCCCCUUCUCGCCCUCAUUUCCCCCCCUUCUCCCUCUCACUUCCCCCACUGCUCCCCCUCAUUUCCCCUCCUGCUCCUUCUCACUUCCCCCACUGCUCCCCCUCAUUUCCCCUCCUGCUCCUUCUCACUUCCCCCACUGCUCCCCUUCAUUUCCCCCCCUUCUCCCUCUCACUUCCCCCACUGCUCCCCCUCAUUUCCCCUCCUGCUCCUUCUCACUUCCCCCACUGCUCCCCCUCAUUUCCCCUCCUGCUCCUUCUCACUUCCCCCACUGCUCCCCUUCAUUUCCCCUCCUUCUCCUUCUCACUUCCCCCACUGCUCCCCCUCAUUUCCCCUCCUGCUCCUUCUCACUUCCCCCACUGCUCCCCUUCAUUUCCCCUCCUGCUCCUUCUCACUUCCCCCACUGCUCCCCCUCAUUUCCCCUCCUGCUCCUUCUCACUUCCCCCACUGCUCCCCCUCAUUUCCCCUCCUGCUCCUUCUCACUUCCCCCACUGCUCCCCUUCAUUUCCCCUCCUUCUCCUUCUCACUUCCCCCACUGCUCCCCCUCAUUUCCCCUCCUGCUCCUUCUCACUUCCCCCACUGCUCCCCUUCAUUUCCCCUCCUGCUCCUUCUCACUUCCCCCACUGCUCCCCUUCAUUUCCCCUCCUGCUCCUUCUCACUUCCCCCACUGCUCCCCCUCAUUUCCCCUCCUGCUCCUUCUCACUUCCCCCACUGCUCCCCCUCAUUUCCCCUCCUGCUCCUUCUCACUUCCCCCACUGCUCCCCUUCAUUUCCCCUCCUUCUCCUUCUCACUUCCCCCACUGCUCCCCCUCAUUUCCCCUCCUGCUCCUUCUCACUUCCCCCACUGCUCCCCUUCAUUUCCCCUCCUGCUCCUUCUCACUUCCCCCACUGCUCCCCUUCAUUUCCCCUCCUGCUCCUUCUCACUUCCCCCACUGCUCCCCCUCAUUUCCCCUCCUGCUCCUUCUCACUUCCCCCACUGCUCCCCUUCAUUUCCCCUCCUGCUCCUUCUCACUUCCCCCACUGCUCCCCUUCAUUUCCCCUCCUGCUCCUUCUCACUUCCCCCACUGCUCCCCUUCAUUUCCCCUCCUGCUCCUUCUCACUUCCCCCACUGCUCCCCCUCAUUUCCCCUCCUGCUCCUUCUCACUUCCCCCACUGCUCCCCUUCAUUUCCCCUCCUCCUCCCUCUCAUUUCCCCCCUUACUCCUCUCAUCUCCCCCCCUCCUCCCUCUCAUUUCCCCCCUUGCUCCUCUCAUCUCUCCCCCUCCUCCCUCUCAUUUCCCCCCUUGCUCCUCUCAUCUCUCCCCCUCCUCCCUCUCAUUUCCCCCCUUGCUCCUCUCAUCUCUCCCCCUCCUCCCUCUCAUUUCCCCCCUUGCUCCUCUCAUCUCUCCCCCUCCUCCCUCUCAUUUCCCCCCUUGCUCCUCUCAUCUCUCCCCCUCCUCCCUCUCAUUUCCCCCCUUGCUCCUCUCAUCUCUCCCCCUCCUCCCUCUCAUUUCCCCCCUUGCUCCUCUCAUCUCUCCCCCUCCUCCCUCUCAUUUCCCCCUUUGCCGCCUCUCAUCUCUCCCCCUCCUCCCUCUCAUUUCCCCCCUUGCCGCCUCUCAUCUCUCCCCCUCCUCCCUCUCAUUUCCCCCCUUGCUCCUCUCAUCUCUCCCCCUCCUCCCUCUCAUUUCCCCCCUUGCCGCCUCUCACUUCCACCCUUGCUCACUCUCGCUUCCCCGCUUCCCUCUCAUUUCCCUCCUUCACCCCUUCAUUUCCCAACCUAAACCCUUAUUUUCCCCACCUUGCUCCCCGUCAUUUCCCCCCCUUCUCCCCUUAUUUUUCCCACCUUGCUCCCCUUCAUUUCCCUCCCAGCUCUGGCAUAGCCCCACUGCCCUCCCGUCCUUUUCAUCUUCCCUCCCUUACAGGGUGGAUCCCUUGCAAAAUACUGCCCCCCACUCGCUCCCUUCCAUUCUCCCUUCCACGCUCUCCCAUCGCCAUGCCUUAAUUUCUCAUCCCCCCUCCUUCCAGGGUCAUCUCACCUCCCAUGAGAUCCCACUCGCUCCUUCAGUCCCUGCCCAUACUGCCGCCGCUGCUGCCUUUGCCGGAGCUGCCUCUGCUGCCACACCCAGUGUUCCUUCCUUUGAACAGCGGCAGGUGCAUGGGCAGCAACAGCAGAACCAAGAGCGAGUGGACCCUGCUGCGGUCUCACAGCCGAGCGCGCUCAUGAGUGCGCAAGCCGCAGGAGAUGCAGCAUGCCGGGUCUCUCACGCUGGGUGCACACUAUCGAAGCAGCCAUGUCAGCAGUGGACUGGGGAGCGAGCAGGGUGUGAGGCUCGAUGA